UUUUGCCAAUAUUUAAUUUAACACCUUACAGAUAUAUAUAUAUAGUUAUUUCCCAUGUGGGUUUUGAACUACAUUGGAAUCCAUUUGGUCUUCCCCAUCAGUGAUAGUUUUCUUCUUCAGUUUUCCAAGAAUCUCUGUUUAUGUGAGAGAGUAGAUGUGAUAUGAGUUGUGAGCCAAGUAAAGCCCCAUAAUCAUCAUCACACGAAUUCUUCUUUACCUGUUGGAUUCAUAAGCAGCAGGGAUUCAACCAAUUGAUACAUAUACAUAUUUAUAUCAUGGGGCACUUGAAGAACUUGGAACACAAGAAGCGACAACUAUCCCCAACAGUGGUUCAGAAUUUGUUGAAAGAGGAGAUUGCACUGCUUCAGAAAGAACUGGACAGCCAAACCGUAGUAAGGUCUGCUCUUGAAAAAGCAAUGAAUUGCCAGCCUCUUUUCCACGAUCCCACCUAUAAAUCACUCUCCCAGCCUGCCGAGGAUCUCAUCAAAGAAAUUGCUCGUCUGGAGAUGGAAAUUCUGCAUCUUGAGAAGUAUCUUCUGUCGAUGUACCGAAGGAAUUUUGUGAAAAGGCUGUCCACAAUAUCCACACAAGCUGAAAGACACAAAACCAACGAUGAAAUGCACAUUUGGAUGACACCUUCUGAAGCAAAUUUACAUUCAGGGAAUGAACAAGAUUCAUCAACCUUUUCAGCAAACGACGCCGUUUUCCCCAACAAACGCGGCGGCGACAUUCUCGGAGCCGACGCGCUGAUCGACGGCGGCAUAGGCCGAAGCCAAUCUUCACUAUCUCACUAUUCAGCUUCUUCUUUCAGAGCUGAAGCUGUCACUGAAGCUGUUGAUGCUUACCAUUCCCUGCCUUUGUUCAUGCUAGAGUCUACUUCGAAUUCCAAUCCGGCGGAGGCAGAGCAAGAGCACGACUACUAUGGUUUCCGGGAGACGCCGAAUUGGAUAUCCGAGGAGAUGAUCAAAUGCAUCUCAACCAUAUAUUAUCAUCUCUCCGACCCACCUCAGCUCGCUGAAGCAUUCACCACUUCGCCGCCGCCCAACUUUUCUCCGAACAAUGCUUUCCGCGGUGACGGCUCCAAUGAAUUUCCGGGAUCAAUAUUCACAACAGUUGAGGUACACGGCCUCCUCAAAGACUCCCAAAGGCUAAACGCAGUUGAACAUCUCCUACAUAAUUACAGGUGUCUCAUUUCUAGGCUGGGACAAAUUGAUCCUGCUAAAUUAAAGCAUGAAGAGAAAUUAGCAUUCUGGAUCAAUGUUCACAAUGCACUAGCAAUGCAUGCAUUCUUGGUUUAUGGGGUUCCCAGAGGAAGCUUAAAAAGGAUCUCUCUAGUCCUAAAGGCUGCAUACAACAUCGGAGGCCACACUGUAAGCGUUGAAACAAUACAGAGUUCCAUUUUGGGGUGUCGACUGCCUCGCCCAACCCAGUGGCUUCAGUCACUGUUUUCCCCUAAGACAAAGUUCAAAGCUGGAGAUCCUCGGAAAGUAUAUGCUAUGAAGCACCCGGAGCCUCGACUACACUUCGCCCUGUGUUUGGGAUGUCAAUCAGAUCCAACAGUUCGAGUAUAUACGGCAAAGAAAGUGUUCCAGGAGCUCGAAAUGGCGAAAGAAGAGUACAUUCAGAUGAAUAUGAAGCUACACAAAGAACAGAGAUUAGCCAUACCGAAGAACAUAGAGCUUUAUAUAAAGGGGGCAGGCUUAUCUCUGUCGGCCAUAUCAGAAAUGGUCGAACACUCCAUGCCUGAGUUUUUCAGAAAGCAUUCCCAGAAUGGAAAGUUCUGGAAAAAGAUCGACUGGAUCCCUCACAACUUCACCUUCCGUUUCCUACUCUCGCAUGAACUCAUCGGGUGAUAGAGAUGCAUUUACAAAUAUCACAGCCUCGGAUGAAUCUUGAGUUUCACACAGAAAUUAAGUGACUAACAAUGUCUGUCCGGACAACAUGGAUGGAGAGAAAAUAGUACUACAAUGUUGCGUGGAGAGAUUUUUGCAUAUAAAUAUUUACCUGUCGUUAGAGACAAACUAUGAUAGAUGCAAUGUGUAUAGUAGUCAAUGAAAAGAACCUAAUCUGAUUCCCACUCUUGUGUAUUGAUUUCUUUCUCUUUGAGCAACUUUUUAUCACUCUAAGUGAAAGCACCAAUGUUAUUGUUAAUCGUGUCCCUAUGAAAUCAGAUUUAUAUGUUCUUGAACACU
Molecule: messenger RNA, 2192 nt
Organism: Andrographis paniculata
Lineage: Eukaryota; Viridiplantae; Streptophyta; Magnoliopsida; Lamiales; Acanthaceae
Exons: 9
Coding region: 276-1853 (525 amino acids)
Source: RefSeq, a predicted model, not a curated record